This is a messenger RNA of Hemicordylus capensis (graceful crag lizard), 4092 nucleotides long. It is a transcript of the gene PPP1R17, whose product is annotated as protein phosphatase 1 regulatory subunit 17. Lineage: Eukaryota; Metazoa; Chordata; Lepidosauria; Squamata; Cordylidae. The record is from RefSeq and is a predicted model, not a curated record. Gene Ontology annotation, biological process: regulation of phosphatase activity. Gene Ontology annotation, molecular function: protein phosphatase inhibitor activity. Bases 195 to 662 code for a protein of 155 amino acids. The transcript is spliced from 5 exons.
GCAUGUGCGGCAACCUCCGAAAUGGCUGCUGCACUGAUCUUUGUAGGCCUGAACAGGCCUGAAAUCAGACCGGGAUGGGCUGCAGCGGUGUUCUAAGAGGCCAGUGGGGGGAGGGAACCUUUGCAGCCCCUCCCCAUGGCCUUUAGGAUGCCCCCUGAAGGGACUACAGUUUCUAAAGAAAACUCUCCACAGAGAUGUCAACUGAAUAUGUGCCGGCAUCACACGACCUCUCAGAAGACAGACUGGAUGGACGAGAUACGCACUGUAACCACUUAGAUGAUCUUUCUGAACAAUUGCUAAAAAGCUGUGAACUAAAAAAGAUACCAAGAAAGGGGAAAACUCUUCAAGUCUCCCAGAAAAGUGAACAGGAACAGAAAAAACCAAAGAGAAAAGAUACUCCAGCAAUACAUACUCCUCCACCAAUCGCAGGCAUCCUAUCAGACCAUUUGAUUAAAAGGUGUGACCUCUCGGAGAAACUAGCAAAGAGUAAUAUCAGUCCAGCCCUUCCAAACACUGACCAAGAACAGAAAAAACCCAGAAGAAAAACAACACCAGCAAUAAAUACACCACCCCUACUUGCAGGUAUUAAACUGCUUAAAGAAGAUAAACAGACAGUGAUUGCUGAAGAUGAAGAAAAGGAGACAGAAACUUCACCUUUUUAGGUUCCUGUCACAUGGCCAAUCUUUUGUAAAUAGUUCUGUGUAACGGAGUGGUUUGCUGCCCAUACUGCCUUCACAUUUACUAUAUAUUGCUGCUGAGGCAUUUUUAAUUAGAUAUGAAUGAUAUGGAACAUGUUCUCUCUGCACACUCAUAAAUCACAGCAUGUUUUCAGCAGUUUUGAUGACUGCUGCACCUAACCAAAGAAAAGGGCAGGCCAAAGACACUCAUCUUAGGAACAUUUUUAUUGACACUGCAAGAGCAUCCCAUCAAAUAUUAGCAUUCUAUCCAUGCACCCUCUGAAUCCUUUGAAAACUUGGGUUAGGCAUUGAUUUUGACAAGCUGUUAGGGAUUGUUCUGUAAUGAGGUGAAAGUAGACUUUUUGUUGCCUUAUAUUGUGGUGAUUAAUUUUAAAAUACCUUCACUUUUCUUCUCAGUGGCUCCCCUGCUGUGUAGCGAGCCACAGUCCAAGCCACUCUGCUCAUGCUGCUUCUAAUGGUGGGGCUGCUUCGUGGCCACAAAGGAGUAUGUCAUUGUCUUUGCAAUACUACUUCCUUUGGGAAUGACAGGCGUAGCUUCGGAAGUGUGAUGAUGCACUCCUUAGUAACCAUGAGACAACCCCACCAUCAGAAGCAGUGUGGGCAAGCUGCAGAGUGGCUCAGAAGCGGAGAGAGCCCCUCUCUCUUGGCUCAGCGGUUCACUGUGCACGGCAGUAUGUGGGCUGAUAUUUCAGUGUGAUAUUCCUUCCUCCAUAUCCCACUGCCACACAGAGUUUUCUUUGUAGAUUAAGGGUGUUUGGUGCCUCCUUCUGCAAACCAGUUAACUGCAGGAAUAAAAGCUUCCUGGUGGUCUCCCAGAAGACCUGGAAGUCUGCCAGAAAACAAAAAGGUGAGUAGAGGUAUUAAUAGAGUCUGACACAGACUCUGACUGUCAGAAAUCUAGCAAAACUGAAGCCCAACACCCUUCAGAUAUUCACAUAAGCACAGAAUGCCUUUAUGCACACUCAACUGCCUCUUCCGGUGCAUCUAUCAGGCAACCUCUCCCCUUGUUCCACAACUACACAUGCCCCACCUUUCUUCUGCCUGUAGUACACUGUCCCUCCCAUUGCACGGCCUGUGUGAGAUUUAUCCCAGCCAAGCUGACGGUUCACUUCAAUCACAUAAACUGAAGUGUUUGUUGAUAUUCUGUUGCAGCCAUCUCCUCCCUUGCAGUAGGCAACCAACAAUUCAGUUCAUGGUUGCCUAAACUGAAGAGUUGCUUUUAGUCAACAGCCAGGGUUUUUGCCUAUUAAUCAAUUAAUUAAUUAAAAACCUUUUUGGUUGCCCUGAGCGAAUUCUAGGGUUAUGUCACACAUUGGAGUCAUUGCAGUGCCUUGUAUUCACUUCAGGUACAUUAAAACAUGAAAAUGUAAUUAUGAAUCAGCUUUCACAGAUCAUUCUUAUCACUUCAAAUAUCAUGUAACAAUUGCAAAACACCCUGGGAGCUGAGAACAUGUUUGCUAUCACUUAAGCUGCGUGAGCACACUCCAUAUAUCUCAGGAGGCACCUCUAUGGGCUAUUUAUAUGAGGUUAUGUUGCUUUAAAAAGUGCUGUUGGUGAGUGGAGAAUCAAGUCUCCAGUUGUUGAUGUUAAUCCAACUAUUUAAUUUAUAAUACAAUGCUUGUUUAUUAUCUUCAUUUGUACAAGUGAUUUGGUUGCAUUUUCCUCAUUAUCAAAUGUGGAUUUAAUGUAGCACUCAGAAUUAGAAUUUGAUGAGAGCAAUCCAUCUUUGCAACUUUCAAAUUAGAAAAUGCAGUACCAUCUGUAAAGAAACUGUCUAGAAGUGAAGAGUCUGUAGCGUGUGUGAAAUAUUAUAUACUAUGUUAUCUAAUAAGAGGAUGGUAGAAUAAAAAUUAUUUGGUAGAUGAUUCUUAUAAUCAUCAACUUUCUUUUAGGAUGAGCAGAAACUCUUUUGUUUUUAUAUUUGUUUGUUUUUCAGCUUAUGUGCAGUGCCCCUCUCACACUAUUCAUUGAUUUUCAUGGAUGGUUUGAACUGUGUGGUCUUGCAGUGAUGUCAUGCAUCAUGUUAUAUCACCAUUCUGGAAUCACAUGGUGUCUUAUUGGUUGCAUUGCCUUGUAAGGUUGUAUUAUCUGAACUGUGGAAAUGCCACUGCAUCCUGCAUAAUUAUGUACAGAAGAAUUGUAUGCAGCCUACUGGAUCAGGCCAAACAUCAAUCCAACAAUGCAUACAUCAAUCCAACAUCCAGUUUCCAAUGGUUGCUAACCAGACAUAGUGCCAUUCCAUUUGUUAUGUGGUGUCUGGCUAUAGGGACCCAUGUGAUCUUAUUUACUCAAGACAUAGGCAGUCAUUGCCAAGAGCAUUCACUUUGGUGGUUCUGUCAGCAGAAGCAGGACACUGAACUGUGCAUGCAGCAGUAGCAGUAAAUCUAGUUUCAAAAAUAUGACAGUUUUUCUUUAAAAAACAAAUAAUUUCACAUAUAAUUCUGCACCUUCAAAAGGCUAAAUGUUGAUACAAAAAUCAAACUGACCAAAUGUCAACAAUACCCAAUUUUUCCCUUUUAGACAUUUAAUACAGAUUUAUUUGGGCUAAUCUGCCAUUGUCAGGUGAAAAAUGUUUAACAUGUAGAGAUGGAUAGAAUAUAAUGAACAUUAUUUAUCUGAUUUCCACACUGUAAAAUAAAACACACACACCCCACAACCAAUAUAGCAACAAUUCUGUAACUGGAUCUUUUUUUAAAAAAAAACAAUGAAGAUGGGGAUAUCUGUAUGCAAUAUCCUAAUUUGCAGAUUUGGAUUUUUAAAAGAUAAGGUGGGGAGGAAUGGGAAGAACCCUGACAAAUAUGGGACAAAAUCACACCAAGGAGACAAAUGAUGGUCAGAAUGAAUGGAGGGACUAUGCAUAAAUAGGUCCUGCUUCCUUGAGCACCAGAAAGCCCAGAAGGGGUCUUAAAAGGCUAUCUGAUGUUAAUAUUAGAAACUGCCUACAUGUUUCAAGUUUUCAUUGCAACCAUAAGAGUUGGUUUCAAAACCAUGUGAAUGGUGAGAUUCUCAGACUUCUAUAAAGCCACCAGUUUCCACAGCAGGCAACAAGAUCUUGCCUGUGUAAACUCCUAGAACUUCAGCCUAUGAAUGGUCCUUAAGCUGAUGGUACAGUUUCUCAACCAGCUUGCCUUCUCAGUGCUAGUGAUGCCAACCUUCAGCUCUUCCCUUCGUAGUCUAGCAGAGUUUGCAAAUUGCCUAUAUUUGGGCUUCUGUUCUUAUUUGAGCUUCUGUUGUUCAAGGUGGUUUCUUUCUUCAAUAAUGAAUAACAUUGGUAAGGAGCUAUAGAAAAUGAUGGUACUUUGUAUAGUGCCUGGAAUGCUUGAGUCUAGAACCAUCAAUGUACAAGUGUUCCACAAGAAUCACAUGUAUUAUAAUAAAUGUCUCAAAGUUGGUA